GUACCCAUCACGCUGCUCUCUGGAUUUCUCGGAGCAGGAAAGACGACUCUGCUGCGGCAAGCUUUGGAGAAUAAGGAAGGACUGAAAGUGGCAGUAGUCGUCAACGAUGUCGCCAAAGUGAACAUCGACUCAAAGCUUGUCCGAGAGAGAACAGUCGGGAAGGGGGAUGAUGACCUUGCGGAUUGUGUGGAGCUCCAGAACGGUUGCGCGUGCUGCAAUGCGAGCGAUGAGCUGUUGGAGGGGAUGUCACAGCUUUUGAGGCUUGCGAAGCGGAGAGGGAUCAAGUACGACAGGAUCAUCAUCGAGCUCUCAGGUGUUGCAGAACCAAAGAAUAUCAGGCGAGAGUUUGUGGAGGCUGCAGAAGCUGGCAACGAAUCGAUGAAAUUGGUGGAACUGCAGACCAUGAUAACCGUUGUUGAUUCGCCGAGCUUCACCGAGCUUUAUCAAUCGGGCGACAGUAUCAACCGAAGGCCUGACCUCUGUGCUGAGGAAGGCGAGGAGGUUGUUGAGAGUGAUCGAAAAGUUGUCGAGCUUCUGGUUGAACAAGUGGAAUGUGCUGAUUUUAUUGUGCUCAACAAGAAAGAUAAGAUGAACCCUGAGAACAUGGAGUACUUGACAGGUGUCGUUGGUACCAUCAAUCCCUCAGCUCAGAUUGUUCCAUGCGAGUGGGGCAAGGUUUCCCUAGACACGGUUUUUGGACCGCCAAAAGGAACCAGCUGGGUAUCCAAGGCAGAUGAUGAAGAUGACCUCCGUAGACUGAUAUUCCCGCUUUCUGGUGUUUCUCAUCAACUUAUUCAGUUUGGAAUCACGAGCUUUGUUUACUCGCGUAGAAGACCAUUUCAUCCUCAGCGUUUGAUGAAGGUAAAGUUGUACAGUUGUGAUAAGAUCAUUAGGUCCAAGGGUUUUGUGUGGGUAGCCAACCAGCAUCGCAGUGCGCAGUAUUGGUCGCAUGCCGGCCAUUACUUCGAACUUCGAGCUCUGGGCCUCUGGUGGGCGGCCACGGCAUUGGAUAAGUGGCCUGACGGUGGCGACAAUUCGAGCAAGGAAGUACAGAAGAUUGUUGAAGACUUUUCGAGGGAGGAGCCGUCCCAGAGAUGGGGAGAUCGUCGGCAAGAGAUCGUCUUCAUCGGGAUCGGGAUGCAGUGCGUAACGAGUGUGGAGGACGAGCAUCUGUGUGAUGGAGCUGCGCAGUGA
Guillardia theta CCMP2712 is the source of this 1194-nucleotide messenger RNA. RefSeq lists its product as hypothetical. The transcript has 6 exons. The record is from RefSeq and is a predicted model, not a curated record. NCBI's taxonomy places the organism in Eukaryota, Cryptophyceae, Pyrenomonadales, Geminigeraceae. The annotation marks the transcript as partial.